AUGUCACCCGCUUGCCAACACAGGAUCUUGAUCGUCGGAGGAGGACUUGGAGGACUCGCUCUCGCUCAGGGGCUCAAACACACGAGUCCAUCUGUACCAUUCCACAUCUUUGAGCGUGAUUCAUCCGCAGACUUCCGUCCCCAAGGUUAUCGCAUUCGCAUAAACCCCGACGGCGCGGGUGCACUCCGCAAACUGCUCCCAGACAAUCUCUGGAAGGCCUACGAAAAUACCUGUGCCCUCUUCAACCCAGCCAUGAGCGGUCUCGAUGCUGUCACUGGUCAGAAACCAACACCGUCUGGUGAGCGACGCGGUCCGCCUCCGAUGCCGGAGGGGAAGUAUUAUAACGCUGAUCGUGUUGUUCUUCGAAAUGUGCUCAUGGAGGGGCUAGAAGAUGAUAUCAGCUUUGGAAAGACGUUCAAAAGCUAUCGCGUCACCAGUGAUGGUGUCGAGGUGACGUUUACAGAUGGCACCAAGGAAACAGGAGCCAUCCUGGUUGGCGCCGACGGUACCAGAUCACACAUUCGUCGGCAGCUGAUGCCGAAUUACACUGUCUUGGACACCGAGUGCGGAGCGAUCUAUGGAAAGACAUUCACCAAGCCCGAAACUAGAGCUUCGAUGGCCAACGAAUUCUUCGGAGGAAUAUGUCUUGCUGGAGAUGGCAGCAAGCCUGGGCUCAAGCUCUUCACUGAUACGAUGGAGUUUCCUCGAGACCUAAGCUUAGACGAAAGGGCCAAGUAUAGAGUGCCAGAUGACUACGUGUACUGGGUACUAUGCAUCAACAGACCCCUGCUGGGAAUCGCAGCAGAAGAUCUCCACGGCCUCGAUGCAGCGCAGUCUGUUGAGACGACACUGCAGAUGACCAAGAGCUGGCAUCCAACCGUCCGUUCAUUGCUGCAGAAACAGGAGCAAUCUGCAUCGUCGACGCUUGCAUUCUUCGCAUGCUUGCCAGAGACAUUCAAGCGGGAAUGGGACGAACUGGUCAAAAGCCCCGACUGUGCGGCAGUGACGUUGCUAGGCGAUGCAGCACAUCCAAUGACACCUGUUGGAGGUGUCGGUGCCAACUCUGCGUUCCAAGAAGCAGCGGAUCUGUGCAGCGUUAUUACCCGUGCCUCGUUUGGUGCUGAGGCGCUUAAAGACUACGCCAAACUGAUGACGGAGCGUGGCGAGGAGACGGUGGGACUUAGUGGUGGUGGUGCAGAACACAUGUUCCAAAUGAAGCCAUUCUCUGAGCUGAAGGUGGCAUCCUUCUAA
Molecule: messenger RNA, 1251 nt
Organism: Fusarium fujikuroi IMI 58289
Lineage: Eukaryota; Fungi; Ascomycota; Sordariomycetes; Hypocreales; Nectriaceae
Product: related to salicylate 1-monooxygenase (flavoprotein monooxygenase)
Exons: 1
Coding region: 1-1251 (416 amino acids)
Molecular function (GO): FAD binding
Source: RefSeq, a predicted model, not a curated record